Eruca vesicaria subsp. sativa (arugula) is the source of this 492-nucleotide messenger RNA. Lineage: Eukaryota; Viridiplantae; Streptophyta; Magnoliopsida; Brassicales; Brassicaceae. The record is from the annotation of a GenBank genome assembly.
AUGGGAAUGCACACACAUAAUGGGCCUUACGACUAUGUACCAACUGUUUUCGACAACUUCAGUGCUAAUGUGGUUGUAGAUGGCAACACUGUCAAUCUUGGAUUGUGGGAUACAGCUGGUCAAGAAGACUACAACAGGCUACGACCUCUGAGUUACCGUGGCGCAGAUGUUUUCAUCUUGCUUUCUCCCUCAUCAGCAAGGCUAGCUACGAGAAUAUUGCCAAGAAGGGAUUAUGCUCCUGCUGUUCCUAUUAUCCUUGUUGGCACAAGACUUGAUGACAAGCAAUUCUUCAUUGAUCAUCCUGGUGCAGUGCCAAUUACUACACACCAGGGAGAGGAACUAAAGAAACUUAUUGGAUCUGCGGUUUACAUUGAAUGUAGUUCAAAGAUACAACAGAAUGUGAAGGCAGUGUUUGAUGAAGUCGUAAAAGUAGUGCUUCAGCCACCAAAGCAGAAGAAGAAAAAGAACAAGAACCGUUGCGUGUUCGUGUGA